AUGUCAAACAUCAUCAAAAAGAUCGAGCGGAAGCUCGGUGACCACCCGAACGUCAGCGAUGAUCCGAACGUGAAUCCGAGCUCUGGCACCGGACAAGGGGCGAAUGAUGGCAACAAUCCGAACAAGUCAUGGGUACAAAACAAGAUCGAGGCCGGCCAAGGGUCAGGAUCGCCGAACGAUAGGACUGCGAGAGCUGGAAGCACGACCAUCGCGGACAUUGUUUCUGCCGCAGACUCGGGCGGCGUGGCUGGAGAUGGGAAGGGGAGACAGUCGUAG
Messenger RNA from Saxophila tyrrhenica, 276 nucleotides. RefSeq lists its product as uncharacterized. NCBI's taxonomy places the organism in Eukaryota, Fungi, Ascomycota, Dothideomycetes, Mycosphaerellales, Extremaceae. The coding region runs from base 1 to 276 and encodes 91 amino acids. The record is from RefSeq and is a predicted model, not a curated record. The transcript has 2 exons.